Linum tenue is the source of this 825-nucleotide messenger RNA. The record is from the annotation of a GenBank genome assembly. Lineage: Eukaryota; Viridiplantae; Streptophyta; Magnoliopsida; Malpighiales; Linaceae.
CCACCACAAUUCACCUUUCCCUUCGCUUAUAGACAAGCCUCUACGGCCGACGCUUCAAUAAUUGACCCGCCGGAGACUAAACUCGCCGCGCCGGCGACUAGGUCGAAAGUCGACUCAAUCCAGCGAUCGAUUAUUCAACGACGACAAGCCCAAAGCUUUAAGUCGAUAUUCUUUCGGGAAAACCUAAUCCCAUGGUGGAUUUGAUAAGAAAUUUCAAUCAACUGCAACUGUCGAGAUUCAAAAUUUCGAAGUGCAGAUCUAGAUGACAAACAGAGAGUGGGGAAGGAUGAGCACUGCAGUGGCGGCAGGGAAAGGUCCGAUUUCAAAUAUGAUUCUUCUGGUUCUACGCAGAAGAACCCAUAACUCCAAAACGUAUUCUUCUGGUCCUGGAGAGAAGCGAGCUGCUAAAAUCGAGCCGCCGCCGCCGCCUCUCCUCUGCCGAAGUACCUCUUCCCUCCAAUCAUCGUCAUCGCAAGGAGGUCCGAAGUCAAAUCGACAGGCGCGGCUCCCGGGUUAGAGUGGCGAUGGAGCAUGCACAGGAUCUCAUUAGCGCGGAUGGAGGAGAAGAGAUGGAGGCGGUGUUCGAAGAAGAUCUCCAGAAAGAAGAAUUCAUGAAAGAGAUUGGAAAAUCGGCAGGAGGAGGCAGAGGAGAAUCUCAGAGCGGGUCUGCGGCGGUCGUUAAGGAUUCUUGUGGCCACCUAGCCGCAGAGGUCGGUACCCAUCGCAGCGACGGGCAGAGGCUGAGAUGCGAAGGGAUUGAGGAGAAGGGAAUCGGAAAAGAUGAUCCAGAUCGGUCUCCUGGGUAGAUGGAAAGAAGGGGAAAAG